This is a messenger RNA of Laccaria bicolor S238N-H82, 1080 nucleotides long. RefSeq lists its product as uncharacterized. Lineage: Eukaryota; Fungi; Basidiomycota; Agaricomycetes; Agaricales; Hydnangiaceae. The record is from RefSeq and is a predicted model, not a curated record. The transcript is spliced from 3 exons. Gene Ontology annotation, biological process: regulation of DNA-templated transcription. Gene Ontology annotation, molecular function: DNA-binding transcription factor activity, RNA polymerase II-specific; zinc ion binding. Bases 1 to 1080 code for a protein of 359 amino acids.
AUGGCGAUCCCAUCUGACCAUUAUCCUUACUCUUCCGUCCAGCAAUCGGAACCAGCUGAACCUCUUUCCUUGUUCGCUCAGACUUUGCGCGAAACCGACGAAGAGUUCUAUGCUACUUUUCCUCAGGCAAGGGCGGCCAGGCAGGCUCAAAUUGAGGCCCAGCUGAACCAUGGCCAUGACCCAGCGGUGAAUUAUGGCUUUGGAGAGGGCAUUUGUUACGAAGCCCCUUCUUCGUUACAACCUUCCCCGCAUCGCGAGUCUAUGCAAGUUGAGUACCCAGGUCUUUACUAUGACUAUGCAAGCAUCCAGCCUAUGGCCAUCCACCCGACAACCCCUUCCCAGAACUUUGACUCGAAUCAAUCUAACCGGCCUAACCAACUCUACCAAAUUUAUGCCCCACCUUUGGAAAGUCGACCCGACCUAAACACUUAUCCGCAGGUUAAUCAACUUCCCAGCCCGCAGCAUUGCUCUUAUCCCUGUUGCAAAUCCCAGUCACAUGUGGUGGACCCUAUCGUGUCCGCUCCUGCACCUGCAUUCCGACAGACGAUUUCAACGAGAACGGAAGUACCCCCUCCUUUUGACCCUACUCCCCAAUAUCGUACGAUGGCUGACCCUACCUGGCCAAAUCCGCCUGCUUUAACGACGCCAACUCCAAGGCAUCACACGGUGCAGGAACCAACGGUCAGAGUCAGAUCUCGCGACCAUCCUCCACGCGUUCAUGGUCAUGCACGUCAUCAAAGCGACUAUCAGACUCACGCCCCGUCGUCACAUCACACUUCAGUGUGGCGGGCUCAUCGUUCUGUGUCGCCGCGACCCUUGAUGCCAUUGACCCCUCUUCCAAUCAAACGUCCAGCGGAAAAGAAACCCCCGCUUGCAUGCCUCUUCUGCAGAGGUCGUAAAAUUGCAUGUGGACCUCCCAUCCCAGGAAGCAAGGACAAGACUUGCAAUCAGUGCCAACGUCGAUCUCUGAGAUGUGAGUACCCAUUGGAAAGUCGGCGCGGCAUGAGGAAGAAGAAAGUCAACAAAGUCAACAUCAACACCGAUGGCCCGAAGGUCACGCUCACAAGAAGCAAAUCUUAG